Physella acuta is the source of this 4575-nucleotide messenger RNA. RefSeq lists its product as uncharacterized. Lineage: Eukaryota; Metazoa; Mollusca; Gastropoda; Physidae. The record is from RefSeq and is a predicted model, not a curated record. Gene Ontology annotation, molecular function: transcription corepressor activity; NAD+ poly-ADP-ribosyltransferase activity. Gene Ontology annotation, cellular component: cytoplasm; nucleus. Gene Ontology annotation, biological process: negative regulation of gene expression.
CAAAACUAGCACCCCGUAAAACACACUGGGAAAAUUUUUCAUGAAAUUAAGAAGUAGACUGAAGACAAGGAUCUAAAGGAUGAAGGAGUACAUUGUGUUGCAGAAUAUUCCAAGUGGAUACUCAGAUCAGUUGGUUAAAGAUUAUGUAGAAGCAAAUCUGGACAUAGAUGUAGAUACAGUCUCUGUCAUAUCAGACUUAGCAUGGGUCAUGUUGAAAAGAAAAAUCAAAGACCAUCAAGAAGCACAGCGUGUUGUGUCUACAGAGCCCAUAGAGUCUCAUCAGAUAAGGCUGCAUUUUUCUCAGGUUGUGACAACAGCCAUUGUUGUAUCCAACACAGACAAAGAGAAAGCUUCACAAGAACAGAUUAAGAAGUUUUUGGAAAACAAGUUUAAUGUAGAAGUCUUGAAAAUCCAAAUCUGGCGAGAUAAAAAGAUUGCAUUUGUCCAUUUUGAAGAGGGAUCAGAAAAAGCUGUUAAAAAGAUGAUUAAAAAACAUGAUCUUGUUAUGCUAAAAGAAAAGAACUACCACAUUUUUGUAGAACCAUACUUUCAACAUUUCCAUGAUGUUUUAGAAUCAAAGUUUAAGAUGGAUUCUGGGACUAAAGUGACACUGAAAGCUAAUCAGAAGGAUCAGGAUGAAAGCAGUGAAUCCUCAAGUGAAGAUACGGAUGAAACUGAUACAUCUUCAGAUGAUGCUAGUGAGAACUACUCUUCCAAUGAAAAGAAAAGUGUUAAGAAAAAAGAAAGUAAACCAGCAUUGCAGAACUCAGAUGAUGAGUCAGACUCUGAUGAUGAACAAGUCAACAGUUUCAAGUUAAGAAAAUCAGAAAAUUUAAGCCAGAAAGAAAAGAUUAAAAGAAAAGUAGAGAGUAGUGAUGAUAGUGACGAUGAAGAUAAACAUUUAGAUUUAAAUGGAAGAAAAUUAAGGAAAUCAGAAAAUUUAAGCCAGAAAGAAAAGAUUAAAAGAAAAGUAGAGAGUAGUGAUGAUAGUGGCGAUGAAAAUAAACAUUUAGAUUUAAAUGGAAGAAAGUUAAGAAAAUCAGAAAAUCUAAGUCAUAAUAAAAAGAUAAAAACCAUAGAGUCUAGUGAUGAUAGUGAAGAUGAAGAUAAACAUUUAGAAGAGGAUGAUACAGAAAGUGAUGACAGUAAAUUUUCUGAUAGGGAUUCUAGUACAGAAAGUGAAACAGAUGAGAAGCAAGCCUGUGAACCAUUACCUGUUCACAAAGCUAAACGUUCCUAUAACCAUUAUGAUAGUUCAAGACAAAGUCAAGACCCAGAUAAUAAGAAAAUUAGAAAUCUUAAAAAAGAAAAUAUGACAUUAAAAUUAAAAAUAAAUGAACUAGAAAAUACUGUUCAAUGUUUAUCAAAUAAAAUAAAAGAGUUAGAAGAUUCAAAGCCCUAUAAAAAAACACAGGAAAUGAAGAAGCAUGAAUAUGAACAGUUAGUUGAUUUUUUUGGAGUUAUUGAUGGUGUUUGCGUUAGUUAUAACAAGGAAAAGAAACUAGCCACAUUAAAAGGCAAAGAAAAUGAAGUCAAUUUUCAUCUAUGUAAAAUGCUGACGAAAUUAACACAAUUAGAAAUUGAAAAGUUAGAAAUUUCUCCAACAAUGUUUUCAAUUCUUUCUACAGAAAAGGGUGAGAAAUUUCUAAAAGAUUUUAUGGACAGUAACUCCCAAGGAAAAAGAGUAACUUUUACAAUAGAUGACAAAUGUAUUUAUCUUGCUGCAACAGAUGACACAUCUCUAAACAGUGUUAAAGAUAAACUGCAGAGGAAACUAAAUUAUAAGGACAUUACAUUGUCAAAUACUCCUGUUUCCGAAGGAAAUCUUUACUUGUUAAAACAUAAUUUAGAAAAGAAUUGGCUACUUUGUUUAUCCUGGAAAGAAGAUUUGAAAGAAAUCUAUACAGAGGGCAUAGAAGAUGAUGUCAUCUAUUCCCAGAGAGACAUAAAUGAAUUGAUUGGUUCACAUUUGAUACAUGAAAAAGUUUACACAGUGAAUGAUUUAAGGGCACAAUUUAUACAAAAACACCUGCAGCCAAAGGUAACAUCAAUUGUAAGUAAAGUGGAGUGCGAAACAAAAGAUUAUAAAACCUAUACAUUUAAAGGAGAUAAUAAUUCAGUCCGUAUUGUAUAUGGUGCUUUCAGGGAUAUUGUUGAAAAUAUUGUCACACAGACAUGGGAUCUCAGAAAGGUUUAUUUAAAUAGUGAUAUGGAUCUUUGGCUUCUCUUUAAUGGUUUGAAUGAAGAUAUGGUCAAAGAAAAAAUAGACCAAAUUGAAAUAAAAGAAAAGUGCCUUAUUAGAAUAAAUCUUCCUGUUACAAAUACUUUUACAAGAAAUGUGGAUAGUGCCAAAGCUAAGGCAAAUAGUACCAGCACUAAAGCUAUAAAAAAGAGUGGCCAAGUAAACAUUAAGAUAGGAAACAUUGUGGAAGAAAGCUCAGAUAUCCUAGUAUGUGUGUUAGACAACCAUAUCAAGCUAUCAAGAACAGGUAUAGGGAAAGCCUUUCUGAAGGCUUGUCCUGCAUUGAAGGACAAACUAGAAACUACUAAACAACAAAAUCCAAAGUCUACAGUCAUUACAACAAUGGGACCAUUUGCAGCUGGUUUAACAUGUAAAGCUGUUUGUAGCAUUGUCGUCACUAGAUGGGAUAAAAGCCACUCAAAACAUGAACUUAAAGAAUGGGUGAAUACAAUUAUGAAAAAGGCAAUGGAAAUAGGUGCCAAGUCCAUUUCCUUCCCACCCAUUGGCUGUGGUAAAGCGUUUAAAUUUCCGAUCACUAAAUUAAGCAAGACAAUGCUGGAAACAGUCAAUACAUUUUUGACAUCCAACCCUGGAGCGCUUAAAGUAAAUAUUGUAGCUGAAAAGAAAGAUGAUUUUGAUGUUUUGAACCAAACUGCUGAGCUCUAUGCAAAACCAUCAACUGAUGUUGUAGAAAAUAAUGUAGAUAACACUAAUGAUGAAGAGGAGAAUAAAGUGCAAUUAGUCAGAAGAGUUAAAUUUGAGUUAUCCAUAACAGCUGAAAAAGAAACAGACAAGAAUGUCAUUUUUACAAAACUGUCUGAAUAUUUUAACAACCAGUGUUUACAUACAGCUGAAGUGAAGGAUAAUACACUACCUGUCUGGCCAAGUACAUUACAAAAGAGAAUAGAAGAAAAGGCUGAAAAUUCUUCAGUGCAUGUUAGUUUUUCAUCAGAUGAAAAUGAAAUAAAAUGUUGCCUGAAAGGCUUCAAGCAAAAUGUUGAAGUUCUAGAAAAGUUUGCAAUGAAUGAAAUUCAUGAGGUAGUUAAAAACUUUCCAAGGAAAUCAAUUAAAGCAAGUAAUACACCUGCAAGGGGUACAGUUGAAUUUAUCAAAUACGCUUCUAAAAUAAAUGAAACCUGCCCAACCUAUUGGAAGGUGUACUCAGACAAAAGAUAUUGGAAGAAUGUUGUUGACAGAAAUGAAGAAAGACCAGCUAGUGGACAAAGUAAAACAUUCCUGAUAUCAGUGGAUGAUAAAACAAAGAAGGCUGUAAUAGAUUUAGUUCAGAAAACUUGGGAACCAGCUUUAGUUGGAGCUGGAGCAGAUGCUAGAGGUCUGGUACCCAACACAACUAUUGAAGUCUUAGAUGUGCAAAGAGUUGAGAAUAUACAUCUGUUUGAUCGCUAUGCUAAUGAACGCAAAAUGCUCUUUCAGAAAAUGGUUGAAAAUGAUAAACCUUGUGAUGAUUUUGGUAUUACUUUACCUAGCAAGCAGCUAAAGACAACUGAGUUUUUGGAAAGUUUUAUGAAGGAAGAAUUGUAUUCAGAGAUCAAUGAACAUUAUUUAUUUCAUGGAACUAAAUCUAAUCUGAUUGUACCUUUAACCAAACAAGGCCUUGACCCUAAACUUUGCACAAAUGGAAUGUUAGGUAAAGGUGUGUAUUUGGCUGAAAAAUCUACCAAAUCUGAUCAAUACACAGAUCCAAAGCCAAAAGAAGCAGAUCAGAAACGUAGUGCUCCAGGGACAAAGCUUUAUCUGUUCCUCUUAAGAUCAUUGCUAGGCAACACUUAUGUAGUUCAAAGAGACCACCCAAAAGUUGGUGGUAAGGAAGCAAGAUUUGUUCGCCCUCCAUGUUUGAAUUGUAAGGAUGAUAAAUGCAGUAAAGGUCAUGAGUCUUAUGAUUCCAUCACACUGGAUGGUGGAAACUCCCCAAAUUCACUAUACAGAGAGUUUGUUGUAUACUCUGAUAGGUGCUGCUAUCCCGAAUAUUUAAUUACAUACAAAAGAGUGCCACCUAAGUGAGGACUCAUUUGAAAACCAUUCACAAGUGGAUGGAAAAUGUUUGAAACUUUUGUUUUAUUUACAUAAAUUCUAAUGUUAAAACCAAAGAUUUCACAUAUUAAUGUAGAUCUAGUUUCUUUCUAAUAAAUCAAUUACUAUUGAAAAUUUCUUUUCAUCCUACCAAUUGCUCAAUGUUAUUUAAACAGGAAGAUAAAUCAUAUUUAUUCUAAGCUCUGUAUAUUAAUUAAAAUUAAGUAUAAUGUUAUUUAUCCUUCUCAAUGAAUUUUUAUUUCAAAUGGCAAAGAUGAAAAGUUUUUGUGAUGAGGUUGUUU